Zasmidium cellare ATCC 36951 is the source of this 708-nucleotide messenger RNA. RefSeq lists its product as uncharacterized. The coding region runs from base 1 to 708 and encodes 235 amino acids. NCBI's taxonomy places the organism in Eukaryota, Fungi, Ascomycota, Dothideomycetes, Mycosphaerellales, Mycosphaerellaceae. The record is from RefSeq and is a predicted model, not a curated record. The transcript has 2 exons.
AUGGCAGCGGCUGAGACGGUUUGGCAGCAGCAGCAGCACGUUGGCCGCACGCGUCGCCGAUCGCUGCUGCCGCACCCAGGACGCACGCAGGACGCAGAAGCCGAGCAGACAGACAGACAGGCACCGCACACGGCCCAGCCACCACGCACCGCGCUGCCCAGUGGUCGUGGUGGUGAUGAUGAUGGUCGACGCUCUCUCGCCGAUGAUCCUGCCAGACAUGCCAGGCGUGCUGCAAUCAUCCACGACCAAAAUACCACCGACUCGAUGCCACAAAAUUCCCCGCCAGAUGCCACUCGACCCAGGCGCUGCACCUCGCGAGGUUCCAUGCGUUUGCGUGUCCACUUCGACAUGCGCCGAACGCUGCCCAUCCCCUCUCCGGCGCUGCACGACGAUGCAUCACCACCGCUCAGCUUACCAGGAUCGGCUCAUCGUCUUGACCGGUUCCUUGCUCCUGCAGGCACGACAAGGAGCAGAGCGCUUAUUAGCUCGAGGCGAAAGAUGGAAUCGCAGCUGCACGUCGAACUUGCUCACCCACUCAGCAGCCCUUCCUCAACCGCACUCUUUGCCUGCAAUGUUAAUCAGGACCACGUUGUGCGUGCGCACACAGUCUUUCCAUACCACACGUUCGUGCGUAAGCUCGGCGACCGAUCAAUCCGCCAUCAUCGACGUCCAACAACGCAUCGCGCCAGUGAAGCGACGUGGGGAUGA